Messenger RNA from Anastrepha ludens (Mexican fruit fly), 4253 nucleotides. It is a transcript of the gene Evi5, whose product is annotated as ecotropic viral integration site 5 ortholog. The transcript is spliced from 15 exons. The coding region runs from base 1159 to 3591 and encodes 810 amino acids. NCBI's taxonomy places the organism in Eukaryota, Metazoa, Arthropoda, Insecta, Diptera, Tephritidae. The record is from RefSeq and is a predicted model, not a curated record.
AAAAAAUCAAAAACAAGAAAUUGGUGAAAACGAGCGGACGUACUUAGAGCUAGUGCAGAUACUCGUAUUGCAGUUUGUGAAAAUUAUUUGUCUAAAUUUAUAUGCCAAUUAAUAAAAACAAAGAAGAAAAAAAAUCUGUAAUAAUUUGCAACGAAGAAUAAUUAAGCAAGCAAAAAAUCGUUGGUGUCUGUGCAGUGCGCGAGUGCAAGUGUUCGCAGAAAAUACAUCAGAUGCGAGUGGAGUUGGCAGUGCAAAAACGAAUUGUGCAAAAUGUUGGUAUUGUAAAUGGGAGAAAAUCGUAUAUGAAAAAUUAUAAUAAUUUCUGCAUUUUAAGCUGCCUGUUUUAAAUAAAAAAAUGUGCUUAAAUUCUGCUGAAAAUUGUUAUAUGUAAUUUUCUCCAAUUAGGAGCGGUGCAAGUGAAUAGAGAAAAACAAACAAAAAAUUCAGGAAGAGCAGAAGAAGCAGCAUCACGAAAGGCAUUCGUUGCUGAUUCUUUAUGAUAUUUCUUAUUGGAGAAGAAUUGCUGAUUGGAUAUAUUAUUUCACAACAGUGCGUGUGUGUGUUUGAGUAAAGAGGAAUUUUAUAUCAAUUGGAAUUGGUGGUUAACGAGCAUUUGGAGUGUUCAAGUGAAAGCGCAGGAUAUGAAAUUAGGAGGCAGAAUUGCUUAAUGUCCCAAUCGACAUUCAUUCCAUGCCAGUGAAUUAUAAUUUGUCAACGCGAACUUAAAAGGAAAAGUCAGCAAAACGGCGUUAGACGCGCAUGCACACUUCAAUUUGGUGUUGUUGUUGUUGUUACACAACUUGAACAAAUCAACUUGUGUCAAAGGUCCACAACGGCAACGGCAAAGCCAACGACAACUACAACUACAACAACAGCAGCAGCGACUCUCAAUUCUAGCAUCAUCAACAGCAACGUCAUUGUCGUCAUCAGCGCCAGUAAUCUACAAAAAGGCUAAUCAUAAUUACAGCCCUGGAAGGCUGAAAGAAGCCAUUAACCAAAUUUAAGUGGUAGCAGCUACUUUCGCUGAAGUAGAUCGCAACAAAGGUUGGCGUUUGGUUGAAAGUAAACACCGUCAUACCAAACUUCACCUACUGGUUUCUCAUCAUUACCAUUUUCCAAUAACGGUGUCCAACGGAGUGCAACAUAGUGGCGGCGGCAAUGACCCUUACCACUGCUACACAACAGGAGAGUAGUAAAAAAAUGGAUACUAAAUGCGCCGCUGAAGAGAACUUGCCAUCAUCAGAAAUGGAUCUUUUGGCCAAAUUAGAGGCGGCUAACAAGCUCAUCGAGAGCGAUGCGAAAAGCCUGAAUUCACUGCAUUCAACGCAUAGCCGCAAGAAUUCGGACACCAGUCAAAUUAGUCUGAAUUCAACUGGCAACUCGAAUGCUGAGGAAGAUAUUUGGACGCAAUGGGCGACUAUACUGAGCGAUUGGGAGGGUGCACUGAAGCGUAAAAAUCCAUGUGUACGCGAUUUGGUGCGUCGUGGCAUACCGCAUCACUUCCGUGCUAUUGUUUGGCAACAACUGUGUGGCGCUUCUGAUACGGAUAAAAAACAAUAUGCCGACUACAUCAAGGCCACCUCGGCCUGCGAGAAGGUCAUUCGACGUGACAUUGCACGCACUUACCCAGAGGUGGAUUUUUUCAAAGAGAAGGACGGUCCCGGUCAGGAGGCGCUUUUCAAUGUGAUCAAAGCCUAUUCGUUGCACGAUCGCGAAGUGGGCUACUGUCAGGGUUCUGGCUUCAUUGUAGGACUACUUUUGAUGCAGAUGCCCGAAGAAGAGGCUUUCGCUGUGCUUGUGCAAAUUAUGCAACAACAUCGCAUGCGUGACAUGUUUAAACCUUCAAUGUCGGAGUUGGGUUUGUGUAUGUAUCAACUGGAAAAUUUGGUGCAAGAGCAGAUACCCGAAAUGCAUAUACACUUCCAGCAGCAGGGUUUCCAAACCACUAUGUACGCUUCCAGCUGGUUCCUUACACUUUAUACAACUACACUCAAUCUCAAUCUAAGCUGUCGCAUAAUGGAUGUAUUUCUUAGCGAAGGCAUGGAGUUCAUAUUCAAGGUGGCGCUGGCGUUACUGCUGCUAGGCAAGGAGACAUUGCUGUGCUUAGAUAUGGAGGCAAUGCUGAAGUUCUUCCAAAAAGAGCUGCCCGGACGAGUUGAAGCCGAUCCGGAGGCUUUCUUCAAUUUAGCCUACUCCAUUAAGAUCAACACGAAACGCAUGAAGAAAAUGGAAAAGGAAUAUCAAGACUUGAAGAAAAAGGAACAGGAGGAAAUGGUUGAGUUGCGUCGUUUACGGCGUGAAAAUCGUCUGCUGAAACAGCGCAAUGAGCUGCUAGAGGCUGAGAGCGCUGAACUUGCCGAUCGUCUGGUGCGUGGGCAGGUCUCACGCGCCGAAGAGGAAGAAACAAGUUAUGCUAUUCAAACGGAGCUAAUGCAGUUGCGUCGCUCCUAUCUGGAAGUGUCACAUCAGCUGGAAAAUGCCAAUGAGGAAGUGCGUGGCUUGAGUUUGCGUUUACAGGAAAAUAAUGUAUCAAUCGAUAGUGUAAGUAAUGCGCAGCCGCCGGUGAAGGAAACAAAGAAUAAUUCACGUCAGUCAUCCAUCGAUGAGUUGUGCAUGAAGGAGGAGGCGCUUAAGCAGCGCGAUGAAAUGGUGUCGUGCCUGCUCGAAGAGUUGGUCAAGGUGCGUCAAAGUCUUGCCGAGAGUGAGGAUCAAAUACGUAAUCUCAAGUCGAAAAUCGAAGAACUCGAAGAGGAUAAAAAGACAUUACGUGAAACUACGCCCGACAAUUCGGUGGCACACUUGCAAGAUGAACUGAUUGCCAGUAAAUUGCGCGAAGCCGAGGCUAGUCUCUCGCUGAAGGAUCUCAAGCAGCGCGUGCAAGAGUUGAGCACCCAAUGGCAACGCCAGCUGCAAGAAAACAAAAAUGAUCACAGCCAGCAACCGGUGGAUUCGACACCAAAAAAAUUGCUAACAAAUUUCUUUGACAAUUCCAAGUCAAACGAGCAUACGCAGCGCUUGGAGGAGGAGUUGAUGACAACGCGCAUACGUGAAAUGGAAACACUCACCGAGCUAAAGGAGUUGCGCCUAAAGGUUAUGGAACUCGAGACGCAAGUGCAGGUUUCCACAAAUCAACUGCGUCGUCAGGAUGAAGAGAAUAAGAAACUGCGCGAACAGCUUGAGCAGGCUGUCAGUCGCGAAAAGGAGAUGGCCAACAAGGCACGCGAACAGCAGCACAGAUACUCCGAUUUGGAGUCUCGCAUGAAAGAUGAGCUGAUGAAUGUAAAGAUUAAAUUUACUGAGCAAAGUCAGACUGUGGCCGAACUGAAGCAGGAAAUAUCACGAUUGGAAACUAAGAAUUCUGAAAUUCUCGCUGAGGGUGAACUACGUUCCAAUUUGGAUGAAUCUGAUAAGGUGCGCGACCUGCAGGAUCGUCUGGCUGAUCUUAAAGCAGAGCUAACCGCCAUUCGGAGUCGUGGCAAAUAUCCAAUCAACAAACUGCGAAGCGCCUCAAUACAAUCGAUCGAAUCCAACGAGAUUGACUUUAAUGAAUUGAAUUUGCGACGUGAGAGUGCCGAAUUAUCAACAACAUAAUACACAAUGCGGCUGAGGAGAGCUUCACUCUCUAAGAGACACCAACACACAGUUGGCGUACUGAUAUUUAAUUGAUAUUAGGCGUGUAUGCAAAACAACAACAAAACAACAAAAAUGCAAACAAAAGAGACAAAAAAAGCAAAGUAAACACAAAUAGAGAACAUAACUGCUAUUGUUGAAAAGUAGAAAAUUCCAAAUUAACAAUUAAAUAAAAUAAUUUCUUUUUAGCCUUAAGUAAGUUUAUGCAUGAGAAUUUUACGCUUUGCAGCGAUUAUGUUGUAUCUCUUUUAUUAAUAUACAUAUUUUUAUUUUUAAUUUUUUGCUUGCAUCUUCCAUACCAACAAGUAUAUGUAUGUAUAACUAAUUUAUUGUAGUUUGUUAUAGCGACUAUACCAAUUGAUUAUUAUUAUUAUUGUAUUAUUACUAUUAAUAUAAUUGUAAAUUAAAAAGCAACAUAAUCGAAGUGUGCGUGAGUGUGUGUGUAUGUGGCUUCGAUGCGCUAACGCUAAAUUUUUGACGUAGUGAAAUGCAAAAUUAAAAAAAAACAAAAAAAAAAUUAAUAAAAAUAAUUUUAUUAAGAGAACAUUUUUUUAAUAAAAAUAAUUUUAAUGAAAAAAAUUUUUUUUAUAAAAAUAAUUUUAAUAAAAAAGAGGAAAAAAGUA